Molecule: messenger RNA, 5444 nt
Organism: Coregonus clupeaformis (lake whitefish)
Lineage: Eukaryota; Metazoa; Chordata; Actinopteri; Salmoniformes; Salmonidae
Exons: 16
Coding region: 1643-5023 (1126 amino acids)
Biological process (GO): bicellular tight junction assembly
Cellular component (GO): cytoplasmic vesicle; bicellular tight junction; apical plasma membrane
Source: RefSeq, a predicted model, not a curated record
UUGGACGCAGUAUUUGCAGCAUACUGCAGUUAUACUGCACUCUGACUGCAAACUUUUUUCGUAAGGGAAAUCACUCCAGUACUCAAUAGUCUAAUGUAGGCUAGCCUAUUUGCCCACUUCCUUAUUUAGUUGUGGCACAAAAAGGUGUUCCUGACUCAACUUGCACUCAUUCAUUGGGACUUUUUAGGGUGUUUUCACAUAUAGUCUGAUCGCAGUCCUCUUUUAAAGUGCUAAAUAACUCAGUUCUCUUUGUAUUCACACUGCCCUUGCCUUUGAAUGAGGACUCAACUAUUUUGCCAGUUCACUUCAACUAUUUUGUGGACCGAGUCCUCUUUGCAUUCACAUUGCUAUGUUUAGAAAGGAACCAAGAUAUUUCUCCAACAUGCACUCAGGGUUUUUACAAAGAGCAGGACAAGCCAUUCAAUCAGAAUGCGUUAUCGGACAGCUAGAUAUACCUACUUACAUUUUGGAAGCUAAUAGAUUGCAUUUAGUGAAAAUAUGAAACAUAAUAAUUGUAAUCAAAAUAGACUGUUAACAUGUACAUUUGAUUUGUAAUAGAAUAAAUAGCAAUAGAGUAACUGCAGAAUAAAUAAUGCUGUAAUUGAAAAUUGUACACUCAAGGUAGGCUACUGCCCCUUUAAGAACUAGAAUAGAUUUUGUACCCUAUGUUGUGAUUCUCACCAAAUAUGUUGUCUUCUCACACUAUUCAAACCCCACAAUCAAUAAACAGCUUAUGAAGCUCUCUUAGCCUAUAGAUCACAUAUUGCAAACAAAUAAUCUGAACUAAAAACCACACAUUUUGCAAUUUCUGUGCGUCCUUGACAAUCGCUAAUCAAUAUCCUAAAACAGCACACAUUUUUUCUGUGAACCUGCACAUCAUCAUAUUCUCUCUUUUGUGGCACCAAUAUGAGCGGUUAUGGCAGGGGAAACGGUGUUGCAGUAGUCUAGUGUGUGGUGCAGGAAUAAUGACAAGCGAACCUGGGGAGUGUUGCGUUCACAUUGUCCUAAAAAUGGGAACCGGACUGCACAAUUCAAGCAAACCGAACUCAGACCACCUCUUGAGAUGGUCUCAGUUCGGUUCGCUUUGGUUGCUCUUUUGAGGGGUCUGAGUUUCUUUGGAGUGUUCACACUGCACAAAAACUAAGCAAACCGCACUGAGUAAAACAAAAAUUGGCUGAAAGGGACCAAGUGUGAAAACACCCUUAGUGCAGGUACUCCAGUUCUCUACCAUUCUUGAUGACCUUUGGUUUAGGGUUCAAUUUCUAUGGCGCUUGGGUCAGCAUAUAGGGUUGGGCUGGUGUUUAUGGUUUGAGAUAACAUUCCAUUGUGCAUGUUUGGAUGCUGUUAUCAGUGGUAUGCCUGUUUUAAGUUUGGGAUCUGGGAAUAGUUGUUUUGACACAUUUCCUGCUUCUGCUUUCCUCAUUUAUUGUGCUCUUGUAUUCUCUUCUCGCUCUACUUAUUUCAUCAUCAUGCCAAUCAUCCUAAAAGCUUUUUAAUACUUUUGUGAAAUAUAAAACGUUUUGAUAUUUAGCUGUUUUGAAAAGGGCACUAUAACUUUUGUGUGUGUACACGUGUGUGUGUGUGUGUGUGUGUGUGUGUGUGUGAAUGCGGGUAUGUGUGUGCAGGGCUCAUCUCUUUCCCCAUGUCCUCUGGAGGAGGUCCCUACGGCCGCACUGAGCGUGUCCGUCAUGAACCCCACUACGACCAGGUCCCACCAGGCUCCCUACGCCGAGACGACCCCUUUGACCUUCAACCCUUGAGGUACCAGCGGAGCACCGAACUAGCCCUGAGCUCUGAUCCCCUUCCGCCCCCUCCCCUGCCCCACCACCCCCCUGUGGGGCCCGAGUAUGACCCCAGCGUCAGUGAGGACAACCCAGACCCUGACCCAAAUCCAGACCUCGAACUAGACCCUGACCUCGACCCUGCCCUCGACAUCAAACCGGUCCACCGUUUCAUCCCUGACUCUUGGAAGAGCUUCUUCCGAGGGACCAGCCUCCGCAGCAGCAAGCCCUGCCCCAUGCCUGCCUCUGCCUCUCCCUCCUCCUCCUCCUCUAACAACAACAACAGCACCAGUGGCGGGGUGCGCUGCUCGCCCCCGCACUCGCCCUCCCUGCCCAGAUCCUACCGGGACCCCUAUGGGGGGUCGGGGGGAAGCAGCUACAACUCCCGCAAGGAGCUCCUGGGAGUGGGCGACCACCAAGAGUCCAUUUCGGGACGCACGCUCCGCACGGCGCUUACCUACGGCGAGCGGGUGGAAGAGUACCACGAGCGCUACGGCUACAUGAAGUCCUGGGCGGGCCUGCUGAGGAUUCUGGGAUGCGUGGAGCUGCUGCUGGGCGCAGCUGUGUUUGCCUGCGUGUGCGCGUACGUGCACAAGGACAACGAGUGGUUCAACAUGUUUGGCUACUCCUCGCCUGGAAGUGCAUAUGGAGGCUACGGAGGGGGGAUGUACGGAGCGGGCACCGGAGGGUCCUACUACUCGGGUCCUCAGACCCCGUUUGUGUUAGUUGUGGCGGGGCUUGCCUGGAUAGUGACUGUGAUAUUGUUAGUGAUAGGGAUGACUAUGUACUACCGCACCAUCCUACUGGACUCCUCCUGGUGGCCGCUGACUGAGUUUACUAUAAACCUGGCCAUGGCCGUGCUCUACAUGGCUGCAGCUGUAGUCUACGUCAGGGACACCACCCGGGGCGGUCUCUGCUCCCUUCCCAUCUUCAACAAUGGCAUCAACGGGGCUUUCUGCCGCACCGAGGCCGGACAGACAGCCGCCAUCAUCUUUCUGUUCGUCACCAUGCUGAUCUACCUGAUCGGGGCCAUUGUGUGUCUGAAGUUGUGGAGGCACGAGCAGGCACGCAUGUACCGGGAGAAGUACGGCCUGGAGAUGCAUACGACAGAUUUCCCUGCGGCACGGUCUUUGAUGCCGGUUCCAGAUCCCGGGCCCAGGGUUCCAGAGCGAAUUCAGGGUUCUACUGUGGUUCCCAUCCAGGCUGCGGUACCCAAGGCAGGGCCACCGAAGGUUCUACAGGGAGCUAUCCCUUCUGGACACAUCCCCAAACCAGUUAUCAUGCCUGACUAUAUAGCUAAGUACCCAACCAUCUGUACAGUCGAUGAGCGUGACCAGUACCGGGCUGUGUUCAAUGACCAGUACUCUGAGUACAAGGAGCUCCACGCUGAUGUGCAGGCCACCACCAGGAAGUUUGACGAGCUGGACGCCAUGAUGCGUGCCCUACCCCAGCACCCCAACAGUCAGAUGGAGUAUGACCGCGUAAACAAAAUCCUUCAGGAGUACCAGAGGAAGAAAAAUGAUCCUACGUUCCAGGAGAAGAGGGAGCGCUGUGAAUACCUGAAGAACAAACUGGCCCACAUUAAACAGAAGAUCCACGAGUAUGACAAGGUCAUGGAGUGGAACGACGGCUACGCCUGCCUGAUGGAGAUGAGAGGAGGAAACCCGACACCCUUCACAUUCGGGGGCGGGGAAAUAGCUCAAACAGUUUUAUACAGAGAGACCCUUAGGGCCCCAGUGAAUUCAGGAAUGUCUUCCAAGCCCAACGGGAGUCCGCCUCCCUAUGAGUCAGAUGGAUAUCAUGAGCCACCCCAGCCAGCGUACUCCUACUACCCCGACGAUGAGUUCCAGCACUUCUACAAAUGGACGUCCCCCCCGGGCAUCAUCAAGCUUAUGUCCAUCAUCAUCAUCGUCCUCUGUGUGGCCAUAUUCGCCUGUGUGGCCUCCACGCUGGCCUGGGACAGCCAGGGCGCCAUGUCCGGCUUCGGGGGCUACGGGGGCUACGGGGGCAGCUCGUAUGGAGGCGGUGGUUACUCCGGUAGCUUCGGUGGUGGUGCCUAUGGCGCUGGUAACAACUACGGCUACGGCGGACUCGGCGGGAACUACAAUGACCCUCGUACAGGCAAAGGGUUCAUCAUUGCCAUAGCAGCAUUCACCUUCAUCACGGCCCUUGUCAUUUUCAUCAUCGUGGUGUCGAGGCAGGGCCUGUCGGAGUCCAGAAGGUUCUACCUGGCUGUGGUGAUCAUCUGUGCUAUCCUGGCCCUGCUUAUGCUCAUAGCGACUAUAGUGUACCUGGUGGCGGUGAACCCCAUGGCUCAAUCUACAGGAUCAAUCUAUGGGAGCCAGCUGGCAGGCCUGUGUGCCCAGUACCAGGGGCCCCAGGUUUCGGGAAUGUUGGUCAACCAGUAUCUCUACCAUUACUGUGUGGUGGAGCCACAGGAGGCCAUAGCGAUGGUGUUUGGCUUCCUGGUGGCGGCGGCUCUGAUCAUCAUGAUGGUGUUUGCCUUGAAGACGCGUCAGAAGAUCAGGAACUACGGCAAGUCCAACAUCCUGUGGAGGAAGGUGAAGAUCAUCAACGAGGAGGCCCCGCCCCAGGACGUGGAGGCAUGGGUGAACAAUGUGUCAGGUUUUCCUGAUGAAGGUGUGGUGUUGACCGAAUACCCAGAGAAGUUUGGAGGAUCCAGGAGUCACCUGGACGACACCAGCACCAACUACGACAAACCUCCCUACAGUGACAGCCCAGCUCCUCCAGUAGAGUGUGACUUCCCUGUGCGCAGGAGCGCCCCAUACAGCAGUGGCUCAGAGAUGGCCAGCUCAGCAGCAGGGAAGCCCAAGAAGAGACGGGCUGGUCGUCCUCGCCGUGCUGACGGACAGGAUACAGACUACGCUUCCUCUGGGGACGAGCUGGACGACGACAAUGACUUCGACAGUGAGUUCCCCACCAUUGCCAAUGAGCAGGAACGUGUUGACUACAAGCGUGAGUUUGACCGGGAUCACCAGGAGUACAAGGACCUGCAGGGAGAGCUGGACAUCAUCAACAAGAGCCUGUCAGAGGUGGACAGAGAGCUGGACGAGCUGCAGGAGGGAAGCCCCCAGUUCCUGGAUGCUAUGGAUGAGUACAACAGGCUGAAGGACAUAAAGAAGUCCGCAGAUUACCAGUUGAAGAAGCGCAGGUGUAAAUACCUGAAGGCCAAACUGUCCCACAUCAAGAGGAUGGUCGCUGACUACGAUCGCAGGGCCUGAACUUCCUGUCAUCUGACGUCAACCAGGAUACUACUUCCGGUUCAGAGUUGAUGCCAGAUGUAAUACUGGUGGUUUGAGUCAGAUUCUACUUAUUUAUUUGGCUCUGCUCUAGUGGCACUUAUAAUGAAGUAUAUUGAGCAUGCAUUCUAAGUGGUAUGCUCAUGUAGAUAUUGGAACGUAGCCUUUGUAAUUAGGUUUGUGGUUGGAGUAUACUGAGCGGCUUCACUGAGAAGUGUUUGUCCAAGGAUCUCCACUAUGAUUGGAUGGAUGUGCUAUGGAUCAGCCAAUUCAUAGUGUAUAUAUAGCCAGAGUAUACUACAAAGCUGUUAAAGUAUCUCACACAUACUUAAAUUUACAUUUUAGUCAUUUAGCAGACGCUCUUAUCCAGAGCGGCUUACAGUUAGUGAAUACCUUUUUUUUU